AGCUGGGACACUGCUUGUAGGUAGUUAAUAGGAAAUCUAUUAUGAGGAAAAGAGUGCUGAGUUCUUGCCUCUGCUCCUUGGUGUUAGGCAAGGACCUCUGCACUCUCUGCUAAUCACUUGUAACUGAGAGCAAAUAUUGCCACAGCCAUGGGCACAGAGACAAACUGAGCUGUGUGUGUGCUGUGAAUGACUGUAGAAGCCAGCAAGAGAAAGGAGGAAGCCUGAUUUCUCUGUCUGCCCUGAAAAAUUUUACAUUCUGCGUCCUCCUGAGAAGCAGAGGGGCAGUGGGACCCCGUGCCAGGCAGCAUGGGAGCCCCCAGAUGCUGAGUAGAAAGGCCCAAGCUAAAGCAUCUCUGCCAGGCAGAGCAGUGUUUUCAGAGAGAUAUGGGAUGGGAGGACCUUUAAAUGGCCAUCUGCUUCGGGGGCUGAGGCACGCAGCUCAAAUGACUUUGCUCAGCAUGCAGGUCAGAUGCCAAUGUGCAAAUAACUUAAAGAGUUACUCAAAGCCAGUGGAGUGAGAGGGAAGUAUUUUCUUAAUCUUUGCUUAAUGUUUCCCUUGGUUUAGUCACCUGGUCUGGUCAUAUGCUGAAGCAGCCAUAAUAAGCACCACAGGUAACAACAUCAACAUCUGACUUUUUCAGUGGAGAAAUCUUCACAGUAAUCUAGCAAAAGGAGCAGGAAGCCCUCCAGGUAAAACUGAGGAAACCAGUAACCAGAAAGCUAGAACUGGCAUGGAAGCUGCCUCCAUGUCCCAAAACAGAGCUGCAGGAGGCUCGCGUUUUCCCUGACUGUGACUGCAGCAGGAAGGCAGAGACAGCCAGCCUGCAUUGCCGUGUCCCACUGACUUAUCCAAGACAGGCAGAAAAUGCAAAUUCAACCUCAGGAGCAAGCAAAAAGCAGCAUUUGCUGGAGAUGAUAAAGUGCAGAAUGGAAGAUGCGACUGGAGAAAGACAAAUUUUCUGUAAAUCUUGAUGUGAAGCAUUUCUCCCCCGAGGAGCUAAAAGUGAAGGUGAUUGGGGACAUGAUAGAAAUUCAUGGGAAACACGAGGAGCGCCAGGAUGAGCAUGGCUUUAUUGCCAGGGAGUUCAGCAGGAAAUACAGGAUCCCAGCUGAAGUGGAUCCCCUGACCAUAACCUCAUCACUCUCUCUGGAUGGAGUCCUGACAGUGACCGCACCAAGGAAACAAAGCGACGUCCCUGAGCGCAAUAUUCCUAUCACCCGUGAAGAGAAGCCUGCCAUUGCAGGAUCCCAGAGGAAGUAGGCUGCUAUAUAACGUCAUGCCAAGGCCAUUCAAGAGCACUUCCCAUCAGAUGCCAGCUGUACUCAAUGGCCACUCUUGUUUAUUUAUGCUGAGUAAAUUUACUAACAAAUAAAACAUGAAUAAGCACUCUGUAUUUUUUCGUUUGGAGCACCUGAGACAAUGGAAGUGUUGGCUCAAGAAAGCCAUGUAAGUUUGCUGUGUAGGGAAACAUACCUGGCAUCAUUCUUGCUUACAGCUUGAGUGGCAGGUGUGCCCAGGAGAGCUUGUCUCAGUGUUCAAAAAUACUUUACUGGUAUAACUUCAUUUACUCUGAUGUUUUGCAAACAUCUAACUGCAUGAGCCUUUCCUUUCAGUGUUUUCUGAGGAUUUCUGGGUGUUUCACAAACAAUAGAAGAGUUUCUCCAGUGGAGAUUAUGCCGGAAUGACAAUUUCAUGACAAUCAAAACCUAUUCAAAGUGUGGGUGUCAGAUAAAAACUGAACAGGGAACAGCUGUAUCUUGUAUUUCUAGAAUGAUUCAUGCCACACAAAAGCAUUCAAGUGCUGCAAUCACUUGGGAGCGGUUGCAGAUGACAACUGCAUAGCUGCAGUAAACAAAGAUACAUCCAGAGAGAAGUAAAAUGUCCUGCUCUCAUGGUGCAAACCACAUCAUGCUGAAACUAUGUUGUCUGUGCCCUUCAAACAAUAAAUAGCAUCUGAAGUCUA
Messenger RNA from Coturnix japonica (Japanese quail), 1964 nucleotides. It is a transcript of the gene CRYAB, whose product is annotated as crystallin alpha B. Gene Ontology annotation, molecular function: structural constituent of eye lens. Lineage: Eukaryota; Metazoa; Chordata; Aves; Galliformes; Phasianidae. The record is from RefSeq and is a predicted model, not a curated record. Gene Ontology annotation, biological process: response to heat; negative regulation of apoptotic process; protein refolding. Gene Ontology annotation, cellular component: cytoplasm; nucleus.